AUGCAUGGUGAGGAUCGUCUCAGGGAUCUUCUCAGGCGAUACGACACCAACCGCGACGGCAAACUAAGCAAAGAAGAACUGAAGGCAGCUUUCCGGAGCCUGGGGGUAGGUUUUAGUGGUUGGAGAGCUGGGAGAGCCCUCCGUCAUGCGGAUGCCAAUGAAGAUGGAUACAUUAAUGAAAAGGAGAUGAAUGAGCUUGUCGAGUAUGCUACCAAGUGGGGAUUUACUGUUAAUUAG
This is a messenger RNA of Ilex paraguariensis (yerba mate), 237 nucleotides long. Lineage: Eukaryota; Viridiplantae; Streptophyta; Magnoliopsida; Aquifoliales; Aquifoliaceae. The record is from the annotation of a GenBank genome assembly.